This is a messenger RNA of Colius striatus (speckled mousebird), 747 nucleotides long. RefSeq lists its product as uncharacterized. The record is from RefSeq and is a predicted model, not a curated record. Bases 1 to 747 code for a protein of 248 amino acids. The transcript has a single exon. NCBI's taxonomy places the organism in Eukaryota, Metazoa, Chordata, Aves, Coliiformes, Coliidae.
AUGCUGUCCAGCAAAAGGAGUGCUACCAGCAUCCAGGACAUAAAGGAAAUACUAGAAAAGGGGUUUCUGGCCAGGACCUCCAGCCAUUCUUCUCCUGUCAACAGCUAUUCCAUGAACAAUAGCAGUGCCUCCAAACCAGACACCUGGGAGCUUCUCAUGGACUCAGACAACAUGACAAAAGGCAAUUCUCCGUGUCUUGUCAAGCAGCCAGAGUCUCUGAGCAGCUGUGUGAAGACUGACCUUCACUGCCUGACUCAAGGUAUCUCUGACAUCAGUCUUGCCUGCUUCUGCAAGAUCCACCAUGGUCAUGCCACCCUUGACCUGUCUGGUUUGCCUUGUGAUCAUCUCAGCAGAGGUGGCUGCUUGAUGGAUAUAGCAUCACAGCACACCUCAACACCAUGCAAGGAAGAAAAGCACUCCAAACUGCUAGACAGCCUGCUCUCCAAGAGCACUGAGCUUGCUGGUGAUCUUUCAACCCUUGGGAAGUUGCCAGCAUCCAGAUGGGAGAUCUCUGCAAUAAAAAAAAACCUGGAUACCAGCUUGUCCCUUGAUGUGAGUGUGGAGGAGUUGAGGUUACUGGGAUGCUCCAAACUGGACAUGCCAUCCCUGGAGACCUCUGUAGUAAUUCCUCUGUCUUGGCCUGGAGCCUUUCAGAAGCACCCUACGCUGACUCAAGGGUCAGCUGCUCCUGAGAGCCAGCUGAGUGAUGUUGAACCCAUCCCUGUGUUUCUGCACCAGGCUCCGUGA